AUAGAAGUGAGCUGAUAGAUAGUCUUCUGCUGUGUGUUCAGCACAUAUCUGCUGAGUAUUCUGAUGUAAUACUGAGAAUCAUGGAAAAAGCUGUAGAAGUGGAUACUAUAACAGAUGCAGGUGCAGAAGCAGUGCGGAGAACAUUCAUAAACUUAUUUAUGAAAAAGAAAGAGGGUGUUUUGCAUUCUCUAGUUAGAAUUCUAGACAAAAAUGGUAUUUGCAACUUGCAUGAUGUGCUAUUGUACGGUAUACAUACGGAGGUAAAAGACAUAAACGAUCUUGUAAGAAUAUUCGGCGCACAGAUGGAAAAGUACCAAUGCACAGCUGAUGGUGCAACCGAGUAUAGAAUGUACUUUGUGCAGCUACUCUUUAUAGCCAAAGAGUACAGUAUCUUAUCAGCAGAAGCAGAAAGUGAAAGAAACAGACUAAUUGAAGAAAUUGUCAAAGAAUGCAGAGGGGAGAAUGACCAGUUGACUAUAAAUACAGUAGACAGAAUAUUCCAGCAUAAAAGCACACUUUGUACAAUCUCUACACUUUUUUAUACGAGAAAACUAGAUGCAAAGAACCUGGAUAUAGAAGUACAAGAAAGUAUAUUUUCAGCCACUGCUUUGAUUUAUGGAAAGAUUUGCUACGAUUUGUUCUUGCAGGCAGUCGAAGAGAAGCGAGAAACAAGCUCGUUCUAUGUGCACUGUGCUCUCUUACAGUCGCCCGAGCUAAUACUAGAAAUAGACAACAAAUUCUUUGAAGAAGAGAAUAGCACAGAAAUCACCCAGUACACAUGCUUCUUGUAUAGUCAAUAUAACCCGUAUUGGGAAAAAAUAAAAAGAAGGUACAGAAAAUGCAUAGAACACAACAGAGAGAAUGCUAUUAGCAGAAAUAAGAAAAAUGAAGAAAGAAAAAAGAAAAACAGAGGAAGAUUAGAUAGCAUUUGCAAUGCUUGCAGAGUGCAGAGAGCGGCUGAGCUGUGUGCUGAGAAGAUAAAAAGUAAAAGCAUGCUGUGGAUGGUGGCAGAAGGAGAUGCAAAGAGUAUUAGGAAGUAUCUCGAUGAAAAUGCACGCAGCCCAAGCUCGCUGGCUGUUUUUCUGGAAAAGAUCUAUCCGAAAAUAAACAUAGAAGUCAAAAGUAUGCGAUUAUUUGACCAUUUGGAUGGGGGUGAGUGCUUCAGAUACCCAGAGAGCAUCAGACUGCUUCCUAGGCUAAAAUAUACAGAAGAAACAGUUGGAAAGGCGAAAGAUGUUUUCUCAGAAGCAGAGAACGAGAAGAGAAUCAUUUGGCUGCUUUUUCUUGAGUCGGUCAUAAGAGACAUGUACGAGACUGAGAAAGUAUUAACAGAUGAUUUUCAUUUGCAAGUGCUAAUAAGAGCCCCCGGAAUAACAGAGAGAAUAUGCAAGAGUCGUUCGAGAAGAAGAGAAGAAAGAAUAGUGCAGCUAUCAAUAGAAAUAUUAGAAGGAGCAUUGCAGGUAACAGAGCAGGAAGAGAGAAAUGUAAUGCACGGGCUGAGGAUGGUAGAAAAGUCUACAGAAGCAGAAACACUUUCAAAAGACAUCGAAUGCUAUCUCAGCAAAAAAAGAAAAAGCACAGACUUCGAAGCAUUCCUGAAAGGAAUCAACUCACCGAUAAAAAGAGAAAAAGAAACACCCUUUACGCAGUGUCUUUCCAGGGCCAAAGAGAUCAUAGGAAUAUUUUACUGCACAGAUGUAUACAAUAGCGCACUCGACGCUCCAUUUACGCCAAUAGAGCUAGUAAGAAUGAAAAGUGUUCUAUUUCAUGAGGUAGUGAAACUGUCAUUGACAGAGCAGAAGAUAGUAGAAGAAUAUUUCAACCAUAAAGAUCUGUCGUAUGAGAAACACCUCAGGAGCAACAUGCUCAUCAUGGAAGAAGGCGGAAAAGUAAAAAAAAUAGUGGAUGCUCACUACAAUGAAGAUCUCCAGGAAAUAUCCACAGGCAUAAAAAUAGAAAAUGAGUGUGUAUAUUUAGUCAGUGCGCUAAUGCACACAAUAUAUCCAGAGAAAUACUUUUCAUUUCUACUCCUUACAAAAGCAGUAGCACAAAAAGAGAGCCUAGCGCCGCUAGAGAUAUACGCUAUAAAUCAUGCAUUUGAAUAUUUAUAUGCAUACGACCGAGAGCUAUUCAGAGAAUUAAGAAGACUAUGUGCAGAAAAAUCAAAGCCAGCAGAAACAAAAGGUGCAGUUAAUAACAGAAGUAUGCGCCAAAGAGACAGCUCUGCAGAUGAUAGGAAAGACAAGAAAAUAAGCAGGGAAAAUAUAAUGUGCUCUAACUCAGUGGAUAACAGCUCGGACUCACAGCUAGCAGUACCAGAAAUAUGCCUGAAAUUGAAAAGACACGGAGCACUUUCAAAAUCCAAACAGAGGAUAAUUCUUGCAAAAUACCAGAACGAGUUUUUUACAAGAUACUACAACUGCAGAAACAUGGAAAAAGUAAUCAGCGAGUAUUUUAAAGGCCUGCUUCCCAUUGCAUCACUGAACAUGCUUGUUUUUGUGUGCGAUAUGCCAGCUACAACAGAAGAUGUCCUAAAAAGAGUGCCAUGCACAUCGUCACAGGAGUUUCUGAAUAUCUUCUACUAUGCAGACCAGAACAUUAGUCCUCCUCUGUCAUACUCUUACUGUCAAAUAGCAGAGAUGAUUAAAGUAGAUAGAAAAAGUAUGCUGCAGAAGGACAUAGUACAAGCAGCACAGCAGAAAAUAGAUCAAAGUACAGAUAGCCAAAACAAGCAAAGUGAAAGUGCACAUAGCCAAAAUAGCACAGAAAAUAGUCUAUAUAGUGAAGGUAUAAAUAGCACGAGAAAUAGCGGGCUGUCCUAUAGGAAUGAUGCAAUAGACAUGUACAACAGGAGAGAGUGGGACAAUGGAUUUAUUACUACUCCGCACGCCUCAAAGGAUAGUAGUGCACUUCCCGAUGUAGAUAAAAUACUGAAGGCAGCGAGCAGGCUUACAAAAUGGACAACUUCAGUUGAUAAAAGUGAUGAAAUUGACUUUCUGUUCUCAGACAGCAUGCUGUUCAACAGAUCGCAAAAGUAUGUAAAUUUUCUGCAGUCUAAAAAGGUGAUAGAAAGAUUUAGGUUCAUUGACUCAAUAAAAACAGGAAAAACAUACACAGGUAGCAGAGAAAUAGAAGAGAUACUGUACAUCUGCACAAGAAAGAAAGACAGAAUUGCGUGUGCUCUUGAGAAGAACAGAACACUGACAAAAGACGGGAUAUACUGCACGCUCACAGCCUUGGAAAAAAAGUGGCUGAAAAUGCCAGCUGAGUCAUUCUACAUGCACAAUAAAAAUAAAACCGUGGUGUGUGAAAUAACAAAAACAGACGAAAUAGCAAUUGCAGCCACAAAAGAGAAAAGAAAGAGAGAGAUAGCAGCAGACCUCCUACUUUUCAAGAUAGAGCAGGGCAUUCACACUUUGAAAAACCCAUUUCUACUUUUGGCAGACAUAGAAAGAGAGUGCACAGAGCAAAGAGAUAAAAAAACAAAAGCCACUGAAAGUGAAUGUGAGGGGAUUGAGGUGCCAAGAGUGCAAAAUAGCCAUAAAAAGUGCAAGUACAGCUUGAACACUAGCUUGCUCUCUAAAAUAACAGCGGCUAAAAUCAACUACAUCCUAAAUGAGUUUGAGAAUAAGCCCAUCGAUAUACUCAAUGACCAUGUAAAGCCUGCAUCGCUCAUCGACUUCGAAGAAAACAGCCUGCGAGUCACAGAAACCCUGGCAAAGACGUGUCUGACUAUCUUCAACAGACAUGCAAUGCACUCGACUAACUAUCCUGCCAUCUCGCUGCAGCAGAAAGUGAAAAACAAAAUGCUGCAGAAGGAGGAAGAAGCAGCAAUGGAAAUGGAGGAGUGCAGAGCCAGACAGUACACAAAAGUAGAAGAAACAGCACGUGCCCUGGGCAUCAGUUUGUACAUCCAGCUGGCAGAGAGAGAAAGAAAGCCACAGCACAUUAUUUCACUGAUCCAUCUUCUAUUCUCAGAGCAUCCUGCAGAAGAAGUUCUCCAUGACAUUUCUCUUGAAGGCGUUCCAACAAAGUGCUUUCUUCCGCUUAAGCAGCAGAUUAUCUCCAAGUUUGCACAUCUCCACAUGCACGGAAAAACAAACACGCACCUCUACAGACACCUAUCAGUCCUGAUUCAAAAGUUUCUAGUUCAUUUUCCCUUCUUAGUAGUAUACGAUCUCAUUCUGAGAGAAAAAAAAGGCGCAGACCUCGUGAAAAUCCCAAGCAAAAUAAGAAUGCACGCUGAAGCAGUCAUUAGACAGUACAAAAACAUACACACGCAGGUCCAAACAUUCUCCACUGUCUCAGCAGUAUUUCCUCCAAAUAUACCUGUUCUUUCACGCACACAAAAGAGCGAGCAUACAAAGUGCUACAUCCACAAGGUCCUGCCAGAGAUAAAAAGACUGAAAGGCAUCAACAAGCCCGUGCUGAUAUCGAUACUUUCAACAGAUGGAGCCAUAUACAAAGAAAUAAUCAAAAAGAACGAUGAUCUGAAACAAGACAUUCUCAGCAUGCAAGUGUUUUCGUACAUGAACACAGUCCUAGCGCUAUCAUCGCACACACAGACGAUAAAAGAGAGGAUAGUCACGUACAACAUCAUAGCCCUGGACAAGCUCUUUGGAAUCAUUGAGUUUGUGGCAGCAGCAGAGCCUCUGGGCAAUGCCAUAGAAGACCUGCACUCUCUCUACUACCCAUCAGAAAUAACGAACAAAAAGUGCAGAGAAAUAAUGCAGAAGUACAUCGAUAGACCGCUAGAAGAGAAAGUCAAAGCACUAAAACAGGUAUACACCCUGUAUACGCCCGUUCUCAAGAGAAUAUUCGAUGGACGAGGGCCCUUUGAGUAUUGCAAACAGAGAAAAACAUUUACGAACUCUUUUGCAAUAACAUCCAUAGCAACAUACAUCCUGGGGCUCGGUGACAGACACCCUCACAACAUCCUAAUAGACAAAAGAACCAAAGAGCUUGUGAACAUCGAUCUAAAUUUAAUAUUCGACCAAGGAAAGGCCCUGACCAUAUCAGAAAAAGUGCCCUUUAGGAUGACAAGGAAUAUCCAACAGUGCAUAAUCGCAACAGAAGAGCAUUCAUACGAAAGGGUAAUGAACUCGUUCUUAGCGUCCCUGAAAGAGUCGAAAGAAAAUCUUCUUGUGUUUGUGAACAUCCUGCAGAAUGAGCCCCUGCAGAGAUGGAGAGCAAUUCAGAAGAUUGCGCAGAUAGAAAGAAUGUUCUCCGACUACAAAAGCAUUUUAUCCCGCCUCAAGGACAAGCUAAACGGAAUAGAAGAUGGAUUUGUCCUAAGCAACUCAGCGCACAUUCAGUGCCUCGUGCAGAGGGCUGUGGACAUAUCCAACCAGGCAUCGAUAUACCCCGGAUGGUCACCGUGGAUGUAG
This is a messenger RNA of Nematocida minor, 5387 nucleotides long. Its product is annotated as serine-protein kinase ATM. The record is from RefSeq and is a predicted model, not a curated record. Gene Ontology annotation, biological process: DNA damage response. The transcript has a single exon. The annotation marks the transcript as partial. Gene Ontology annotation, molecular function: protein binding; protein serine/threonine kinase activity. Lineage: Eukaryota; Fungi; Microsporidia.